AUGGCCAGCAACAGUUCUUUCUCCAGCGACUUCACCCUGGUGGGGCUCUUCGCUCACAGCGGAGCCCCAGGACUCCUGUUCGCCGUCGUCGGCGCCGUCUUCCUGACGGCCAUGGUUGCUAACGGGCUCCUGAUCUUCCUGAGCCACAGGGACGCGCUCCUGCGCACGCCCAUGUACUUCCUGCUUGGCCACCUCUCGCUCAUCGACAUGCUGUACAUCUCCACCAUCGUGCCCAAGGCCCUGGCCGACUACCUUGUGGGCACGGGCACCAUCUCCUUCGCCGGCUGCACCGCCCAGUACUUCCUCUACAUGGGCUUUGUGGGGGCCGAGUUCUUCCUGCUGGGCCUCAUGGCCUACGACCGCUACGCCGCCGUGUGCAGCCCGCUGCGCUACCCGGUGCUCAUGAGCCGCAGGGUCUGCUGGCUGAUCGUGGCCAGCUCGUGGUUCGGGGGCGCCUUGGACAGCCUCCUGCUCACGCCCCUCACCAUGAGCCUCCCUUUCUGCGCCUCGCACACCAUCAACCACUUCUUCUGCGAGGCCCCCACCAUGCUGCGGCUGGCCUGUGGCCACAAGGCCGCCUACGAGACCGUGAUGUACGUCUGCUGCGUCCUGAUGCUGCUGGCCCCCUUCUCCGUGGUGACCACCUCCUACACGCGCGUCCUCGUCGCCGUGCAGCGCAUGAGGUCUGCGGGGGGCAAGAGGAAGGCCCUGGCCACCUGCUCCUCGCACAUGAUGGUGGUGACACUGUUCUACGGGGCCGCAGUGUACACCUACGUGCUGCCCCCGGCCUACCACACCCCGCUGCAGGACAAGGUCUUCUCCGCCUUCUACACCAUCCUCACGCCUGUGCUUAACCCGCUCAUCUACAGCCUGAGGAACAGGGACGUGCGGGACGCCUGGAGCAGGGUGCUGGGCCGGCAGAGAGGGCCUGCAGUGUGAUGUGCAGGGGCCUCUGCUGGCUUCAUCUGUCCCGGGCUCUCGGGGCUUGCUGUGAAUGAGGAGGUUAACGGUGGGGGCAGCUGCCUGCGCUGGGUGCACAGGAGGGAACUGGCCCCACAUUCCCACGAAACUGACGCCAGCCUUCUAGAAACACACUUGUAUUUGUCUUUCUUUGGUUCUGCUGAUUUUAAUUCUCUGUCAUAGCAGGUGUCUGAUUAAAGUUCACUCAUAAGCGUGUCCCUAGAUGCUUCUGGUCUGAUCCUCUGAUUCCGUGAACAUAGCUGGUGCUUCAGAUUACAGUGUCCUGCCAACCAUUCAUAGGGUUUAUGGAGCACUUGGGAACAUUGGCAUCUGAGACACUUGAAAGGAGCAAAGCUUUGUAAAACCUCAGAGUCAGGGGCUGGGGAGAUGA
Molecule: messenger RNA, 1351 nt
Organism: Octodon degus (degu)
Lineage: Eukaryota; Metazoa; Chordata; Mammalia; Rodentia; Octodontidae
Product: olfactory receptor 2T6-like
Exons: 1
Coding region: 1-939 (312 amino acids)
Biological process (GO): G protein-coupled receptor signaling pathway
Cellular component (GO): membrane
Molecular function (GO): G protein-coupled receptor activity; olfactory receptor activity
Source: RefSeq, a predicted model, not a curated record